Messenger RNA from Fomitopsis serialis, 408 nucleotides. RefSeq lists its product as uncharacterized. NCBI's taxonomy places the organism in Eukaryota, Fungi, Basidiomycota, Agaricomycetes, Polyporales, Fomitopsidaceae. The transcript has 5 exons. The record is from RefSeq and is a predicted model, not a curated record. Bases 1 to 408 code for a protein of 135 amino acids.
AUGGCUCAAAUUCAGGCUCUGUCCUGGUACCUGAUGCGGGACGGAACAUUCUACUUCGUUAUCAUGCUCACUCUGAACAUCGUCGACAUCGUCGUGGUGGUCUCCACGCAAACUGAUAUGCUCACGUCAACCAUGAUAUCUCCCUUAUCUGUUUUCUUCCUCGCCCGUCUACUGCUCAAUCUCAGAGCAGCGGCUCACAGCUCUGGAGCUUCAAGUGGGAAUUCAGGGUUCUUGGACGUGUCUUCACCUCGCGGGACCUCAACUUUGAACUUCGCGGGCGAGCCGGUUGAGGACGAUACGGAUACGGAGCUUACUACAAUUAUCUCACCAUCAAGAGACUUGACCGAUGGCGCCGGUGAGGGAAUCGAAUUGUCUACGAUACGCGACAAUAGUCCUUGUACUGCUUAG